This is a messenger RNA of Coregonus clupeaformis (lake whitefish), 454 nucleotides long. RefSeq names its product caskin-1-like. The transcript is spliced from 6 exons. Gene Ontology annotation, molecular function: protein binding. The annotation marks the transcript as partial. Lineage: Eukaryota; Metazoa; Chordata; Actinopteri; Salmoniformes; Salmonidae. The record is from RefSeq and is a predicted model, not a curated record.
GCUGCUGAUCCAAGCAGGUAUAGACAUUAACAGACAGUCGGAGUCGGGGACGGCGCUGCACCAGGCGGCUCUCUGUGGAAAGACUGAGGUGGUGCGACUCCUGUUGGAUAGUGCCCUAGAGAAACCAGAUAAUUGUUGUGAUGACAACCUGGUAACUUUCCCAAUUACUGCAACAACUACGACCCUGACGAGCCUCAACAUCAAGACUGGAGACAUCAUCACGGUUCUGGAGCAGCAUUCUGACGGCCGGUGGAAGGGUUGUAUCCAUGACAACCGGACAGGAAAUGACCGCGUUGGUUACUUCCCCUCCAGCAUGGUGGAGGUCAUCAGCAAGAGGCCAGGUUCUCGGAGCUCUGAGGCCAGUCCCCACGGCUCUCCCACCUUAGGCCAGCAGGGCGGCGCCAGCGAGGACGUCUGGGUGCUCCGGAAGCCCCUCGCAGGUGGUGACCCGUAG